Molecule: messenger RNA, 1891 nt
Organism: Nanorana parkeri
Lineage: Eukaryota; Metazoa; Chordata; Amphibia; Anura; Dicroglossidae
Gene: DNAJC11
Product: DnaJ heat shock protein family (Hsp40) member C11
Exons: 16
Coding region: 120-1799 (559 amino acids)
Biological process (GO): cristae formation
Source: RefSeq, a predicted model, not a curated record
CACCGUGCAGUUCCCCCGCCGUCCUGCAGAUGCCGCUGUGCGGCGCCUCCUCGGCCUUCUCUCCUCAGGCCGCUCUGUGUUCCCGGCAAACUCGGUGGCGGAGGUGAAAGGUGGGGAAGAUGGCGGCCGCCUUUAUGGAGGAAGAGGUGGACAACGAUGACUACUAUUCGUUGUUAAACGUCAGGAGAGAGGCUACUCAGGAGGAAUUGAAGGCAUCGUACCGCAGACUGUGCAUGCUGUACCACCCUGACAAGCACAGGGACCCUGAACUGAAAAAGCAAGCAGAGCAACUCUUCAACCUUGUCCACCAGGCCUAUGAAGUGCUUAGCGAUCCACAGUCAAGAGCCAUCUAUGACGUCUAUGGAAAGAAAGGACUGGAGAUGGAAGGAUGGGAGGUGGUGGAGAGGAAACGAACCGCAGCGGAGAUAAGAGAGGAGUUUGAAAGGUUACAAAGGGAAAGGGAAGAGAGGCGACUUCAGCAGCGGACCAACCCCAAGGGAACAAUAAGUGUCGGCAUUGACGCUACAGAGCUGUUCGAUCGCUACGAUGAAGAAUUCGAGGACUUACCAGGAAGCAGCUUUCCCCAUAUUGAAAUAAACCGUAUGCACAUCUCUCAGUCUAUUGAGGCUCCCCUCACAGCGACAGACACUGCCAUCCUUUCCGGGAGCCUCUCCACGCAAAACGGCAACGGCGGCGGAUCAAUAAACUUCGCUCUGAGACGAGUGACCUCGGCCAAGGGAUGGGGAGAGUUGGAAUUUGGAGCUGGAGACCUUCAGGGACCUCUCUUUGGAUUAAAGUUUUUUCGGAAUCUAACUCCAAAAUGUUUCUUCACUACAAACUGUGUAUUGCAGUUCUCCUCACGGGGGAUCAGGCCCGGCCUCACGACAAUGCUGGCACGGCAUCUAGACAAAAACACAAUGGGAUACGUGCAGUGGCGGUGUGGUAUCCAGUCUGCUAUGAACACUAGUAUUGUGCGGGACACAAAGACCAGUCAUUUCACAAUGGCCUUUCAGCUUGGAAUCCCGCACUCCUUUGUAAUGGUCAGCUACCAGCACAAAUUUCAAGAUGAAGAGCAGACACGAGUCAAAGGAUCCAUAAAGGCUGGGUUUUUCGGGACCUUGGUUGAGUAUGGAGCAGAGAGGAAAAUUUCCAGACACAGCGUGUUAGGAGCUACUGUCAGUAUUGGUGUGCCACAAGGGGUGUCUCUAAAGGUCAAGUUGAAUAGAGCCAGUCAGACAUAUUUCUUCCCUAUCCACCUGACGGAUCAGCUCCUUCCCAGCGCCGUGUUUUAUGCUACCAUAGGGCCCCUCGUUAUCUUUGUGGCCAUGCACCGGCUUAUUAUCAAGCCGUACCUCAAGGCACAGAAGGAGAAGGAGCUGGAGAAGCAUCGGGAAAGCUCUGCGUCAGAUAUAUUACAGAAGAAGCAAGAGGCAGAGGCGGCCGUGUGUUUAAUGCAAGAAUCUGUGCGGAGGAUAAUUGAGGCUGAAGAGUCCCGAAUGGGACUGAUCAUAUUAAACGCCUGGUACGGUAAAUUUGUUACGGAUAAUAGCAGGAGGAAGGAGAAAGUGAAGGUGAUCGAUGUGACUGUCCCCUUGCAAUGUUUGGUGAAAGACUCCAAGUUAAUCCUCACAGAAGCUUCAAAGGCUGGACUGCCCGGUUUCUAUGACCCAUGUGUUGGGGAAGAUAAAAGCUUGAAGAUCCUCUACCAGUUCAGAGGAGUGCUCCAUCAAGUCAUGUCCGCAGACAAUGAGGCACUAAGGAUACCAAAGCAAUCUCACAAGAUCGAGUUGGAUGGCUAGCCAUUUCCAGAAACAUAUAAGAGACAUGGGGCUCAAAACUGUGCCAGGCCGGAAACGUUCCCAGGAUUCUUUUCACCGGAGUCCGAAUGUUC